GAUCUUUGGACGCCAUCACAAUCGUCAUCUCUUUCAUGUCCAAGAAAUACAGUAUCAAACGAAAGGCAACCAAGACACCUCUAGAAGCAUGUUUCCCUGAAAUCCAGCCUGCAGGAAGCUGGGAGAUUCCAAGAAAAAUAUUCCAUUAUUCAAUAGGAUUCUGUGUAUAUUAUCUAUAUAACUCUGGUUAUGACACAACAGAUAUCUAUCCUUCACUGACAGCAGGGUUCGCUGUGGUGGUUACGGCAGAAGUACUUCGGUUCUCUUUUGACUGGUUCAAUAGAAUCUACUGCAAGCUACUGGGCCCUCUGAUGCGCAAGACAGAGGUCAGCACACGGCUCAACGGAGUUGUCUACUACCUGGCCGGCUGCGUUAUCGUGCUCUGGGCAUUCCCCAAGGACAUUGCGUCGCUGUCGAUCAUCUAUCUGUCCUGGACUGACCCGACCGCAAGUAUCUGCGGCCGUCUCUGGGGAAACAAGACUCCAAGAUACGGAAAUAAAUCCUUGGCAGGUACUCUUGGUGCAGUAGUCACGGGAUCACUGGUCACAUAUGGCUUUUUUGGUCCCUUUGGUCUGGCUGGUGGAUCACCAUCGUUUGACAACCGGCUCAGUUCAAUUGGUCUGCCACUCCUCUCGGUCUAUGGAGGUCUGGUUGCCGGUCUGUCCGAAGGUAUCGGUGGUGUUCUGGGUGUCGAUGACAAUCUCACCAUUCCUGUCUUGAGUGGCAUAUUUUUGUGGGUUCCUUUGGUUGGUCUUGGAUUAGGCAGGUCAUAAUUAUUCUUAUACUUGUAGUUGUACUUGUACUUAAUUUUUCUUUACCGUUCUUACACUAUUAUUAUUAUUUUAUUAUUAAUUAUUUAAAAAGAG
Messenger RNA from Phycomyces blakesleeanus NRRL 1555(-), 866 nucleotides. RefSeq lists its product as hypothetical. Gene Ontology annotation, biological process: phosphatidic acid biosynthetic process. NCBI's taxonomy places the organism in Eukaryota, Fungi, Mucoromycota, Mucoromycetes, Mucorales, Phycomycetaceae. The transcript has 2 exons. The record is from RefSeq and is a predicted model, not a curated record. Gene Ontology annotation, cellular component: endoplasmic reticulum membrane. Gene Ontology annotation, molecular function: ATP-dependent diacylglycerol kinase activity. The coding region runs from base 36 to 773 and encodes 245 amino acids.